GGGAUACGUCACUGGCGCAUGACACCUAGCUUGUAAGCCGCAAGAAAAAGCACAUGGCCGACUUGUAGGUCAAAAUUAACCUACUUCUUUCCCAAAAAUUCCAUUCUCUUUCACUUAAUUGGACAAAAAAUCAAUUGUUUAUUAUGCAAAAAUAAUUAUUCGGCACUAUUUUGCAAAAUGGGGAUUAGGUCAUUACAGGAAUUUAUCGAAACGCACUGUGCAAGUGCUUGUGUGUCGGUGGAUUUACUGAAAAUAUCGAGAGGAUUCAUACCAAAAAGGCGUGGCAGGGAACCCGGAAAUGAGCGCUUCUGCCUGGUGGUUGAUGCCGAAAGUUGUCUUGACCGUCUGUAUGGUGGCUACUUCUCGGAUUGGGUGUGCGGGGGACAAUGGAAUCGGAUGAUGGCUUUUUUAAACAGUCUGAUGCAGGCCUGUCAUUCGGCCAAUUUAGACAUGGUUGUAUUCUUUAACGGUGCAUUGGAGAGUCAGAAGUUAAACGAAUGGUAUGCUGAUCAGCUCAAUGGAAAGAAAAAGGUCACUUUUGUUUUGCGUCACAUUAACAACAAAGGAACCCCGCCCCCUAAGGUGUGGUGGAUUCCCCCAGUCUUUUUGCAAGGGUCUCUUCGGAUGGCCCUGCGACAGAUGGGUGUAGGGGUUGCAUGCUCGAUGGACGAUCAUGCUCAAGAAGUUAUUGGUUACUGUAGAGAGCAUGGACUGCAGGGUAUUAUUGCACAGGACCCAGUCUACACAAUUUUUGAUCCUCCUCGAUAUUUUUCAUCACAGAAUUUGAAACUGACAUACAAAGGUUCAUUGGAAACCAAGGAAUACAUUAUGGAUGAAAUUGCAAAGAAUCUGGACCUGAAUCCAAACAGAUUUUGUAUUUUGGCAGCUUUGUUAGGGAACCAUAUUUUACCAGAUGAAGAUCUCUACUCUUUCUACAUUGAACUCCUAAGCAGGGCUGAUCCUAGUAAACCAGCCAAGCUGACCCCUGAAAAUGCCAUUCAAGCUGCUGUGGACUUUGUCAGGAAUCUGCCCAGUGUUGAAAACCUUGAUGAAGUUGGAGAAGUCGUUUUUAAGAAUUCAAAAGGGAAUAAAACGGAACUGGUAUCAAAAUUCAAACAGUGUGUGCAGUAUUAUCUGAAUGGCACAAAUGAUGGGUUUCUGAAGUACAGGCCAAGACUUGGACAAUUUGGUGCUACCCCAAGGCAAGGGAAUUAUGCAAUGCAACAGAGAAAUAUAGAUAACACAGGAUUUGCUGGAGACCAUGUGCCUCAGGUUAUUGUGGAUCCCCCAGCUGGUGGUAAUGCUAACUUCAAUCAUAUCCCCCCUGGAAUUCGUCAGGACAUGCUGGCUGCUGUAUCCUCCUCCUCCUCCAGUAGCAGUGGUUCCAGUCCCACUCGUAACAGUCCAGAGACCAGCUGGCCCCAGUCCCUCAAAUUCCAGACCCAAAUGCAGAAUAAGCAUCCAAACAAGUCUUCAUCUGGAGAUUCCAAAAUUCCUCCAGUGUCCCCAGAAAUCAUGAGAAUCGCAAGUGAGAGGCACCAAAAGGGGCUUAUGCACCCCUGGAUAUAUCAGCUGCUUUCACAGGGAGAGAUGAAAAUUCCUGUGAGCCUGGAGGAUGAAGCCAGCAGGGAACUGCCAACUGCAGCUGAACUCUACAAACCAAUCCGACAGACAGUGUACUCCGUUCUGUUCAACCUCAACAAACUCAAAAUCAUCCACGAUAAUCAGGUUAAGGAAAAAGGUGAUGGUCCACCUUCUCCUCCCAAAUCUUUUGACAUCCCAGUAAAAGAGUGGUCGGUCAGGCGUAACAAUGCUCGACCAUCAUUUGAUAUGGUCAUUGCUCGACCAGUGGACUGGAAGACCCCAUCCAUUGAGCGCAUGUGGCUCGGUCAGCAGGUUGAUGACAAGACGCGCCGACUUAGGGCAUUCCUGACCUGUAUGGAGAGUGACACCCCUCUUAUGCUGAACACACAAUACGUGCCUCAACAACUCCUCAUACUCUGCUGUGUUCUAAGAUACCUGCUGAGGUUUGGUCGUAUCCUGCAGCGCCAGGAGUUGGACGCCUUCCUCGCUAUGAGUGUUUCUCCUCUACUGUUGGAUGUACAAACCAUGCAGGAUCUUAAGCUGCCUAAUGUACUGCCCCGUGGUAUCCACCUGGCCUCCCUGCUGAUGUCGGGCGUGGAGACUGCAGUGUUUGCUAAUGACGUGUGUGGUGCCCCUAUUCCUUGGAACAUGUGCCUUCCAUGGCAGUUCUUCGAUGGCAAACUGUUCCACUUCAAAUUACUGAAAGCUACUAAUAACACACCACUAAUUGACAUGUGUGAUGGGCAGGUGGAUCAGGUCCUGCAAGUAGAGAGAAUGAGGCAAGCCAUCAUGGAGGGACUUCAGUUUGAGUUUGCCAAGCCUAUGCUUCCGGCUCCUUCACUCUACACCAACUACCCCUAUGGCUACCCUCCUUUCCCCAAUCCCAACAGCCACAUGAACUUCCGCCCUGCUGGAAUGGGGCCACCCAACAGGAUGGGCAGACCAGGUGGGGGGAUCCCUGCAGGAAUGGGACCGCAACAGAAUCAGCCCAAGGCUCCAGGGAGAGGCAGAGGAAUUCUGGGCCGUUCUCCAGUGGAUGCUCGUGGGGGACAGCUAGAAAUAGCAGGGGUUGUUGUUGGAAGCUGGGGACCUAACAUCCCCUCCUCAGGCAGGGGACGUAACUCAGGAUUGAGCCCCAGAGUUAUGUCUGUGGGCAGAGGAGGAAAUGAUGGCAACAACUACCCCAACAGAGGUGGAAUGAACCCGAUGCGCGGUGGAAUGCCCCCCAUGAGAGGAGGCAUGGGAAUGGGAGGUGGACCAAUGAUGUUCCGAGGAAUGAACCGACCAAUCAGAGGACGCAUGGGACAGCCUAUGUAUGGAUAUGGUCGUGGAGCCAUGAGAAUGCCCAUGGAUCGAGGUUACCCAUUCAGAGGGCGUGGAGUAGUGAGAGGAGUCCGACGACCUCAGGUCAAGGUUAGACCAAGGCCAGGAAAAUCCAAAAUAACCACCAAACCCAAAUCCAAUGGCAAAGGGCGGGGAACCACCAUUGAAAUUGUUGAUGAAGAGGACACAGUCGCUCAAGUAAAUGGUCAUGCAGAUGAUACUUUUGAAGAUGCAGAUGAAAGUUUGGCAACCCCGAUCAGCAAGGGAAGAGCGUAUGAAGGAAUCCAGAGUCCCGACAGUGGUAUCCAUGGUGACAAGUCAACAACAGACAUCAGUGCAUAAAUUUGACAACUCAUCCUAAUCAAUUUUUUUUUCUGCAAAGGUCAUGUGUGUGUGAAAAUGUUUCUAUUGAUACGAACAACAGCAGUAAAUGUUUACACACAUACAUGUACAUAUACACACAUAUAUAUAAAGAGGGUACAGUGAUUUCCAGUCCUAUUUAUUCCCCCAGAUUUCUAUUGUUUUCGUUAUAUUUUUUCUUCCUAUUUUUUUAUGGUGGACUGGUCACUGUAUUCUGUGACAUGAUGCAGACAAGAAUCGCAUGAUUACUCUCUCCAUCAUGUCACUAUCAACUUAGAACUGUUGAACAAGCAAAGAUUUGCAUUUAAAAGAAAUUUUUCUAUAUAUUUCUUCCCCAAAAUGUUAUGUUCCAUUAUAGCCAGUGUUGGUGUCUUUGCUUCUUGAACAGGUCUUAGAUUUCUAAGGACUGUGAGGCUUAGUAUGAACAAAAAUAUGGUGUCCACUUUUGAUGCCAGAUGCCUCGUGAACUUGGAAAUUAAACUUAUUGAAGUGUAUAAAAUGUGAAAAAAAAAUGAACAACUUCUUCAUCAAGUGGACAGUUUUGUCGUGAUAUUAGUUGAUGGUGUUGAAGAAGACUGCAAACUGCCAAAUUUUUUUUAACGCAGUCUUUGCUUAACAAGGAUGUUGACUGAUAUUUUUAUUAGCAGUGAGUUUGCUCAAAUGAGAGGGAGUUGUAGGAUUUUUGGCAGACAUUUUAUUCACUUCAUGUUUGUUGAACAUGGCUCUUACUAUUGUAAGCUGGCCUGUAUUUGUUGCAUUUAUAUUUUCCAAUGGUGGUCUUUUGACUUCCAGUCCACAAAAAAAAUGGUCGGAUGCCAAAGUCAAGCUCGCACAACUCGGAUGCUAAAGCAUGAAACUGGGAAUGUGAUCCAGCAAGACGGUCAGCAGGAAGUCUUGUGUCGGCUAUCUGGUACAUGGGGCUCAUAUCCAAAAUCAUAUCCAACUUGCCAAAAAAUAAUGCCUAGAAAAUGCAUCAUGCAUGUAGAUUGGAGCAUUUAUUGAUAAUACAUCUUUGAAUUUACUAUCAGUAUAGUAAGUUAUGCUCAUUGAUCACAUUUGCAGAGUGUAAAUCUCUGAAGCAUUAUAAUGACUGGAAAAUGAUUAAAAUUUCGGAGGGGUUACAAUUUUGACCUUGUAAACGGUUGGUCUUGCUGGUGUCGGGGUUUGAGGCCCGGUAGUUGACUUGUUGGUAAUGUAAGCAAGCGGAUGCAUGCACAAGUGUUCAAAUGGCCCAUGUUGUUUUUUGACUUAUAUACAGAGGACCUCUACAUUAUUUUUGUAUGUUUCUAUAUUAAUUUUUAUUAACAAAAAUUGUUUGGAAAGAUCAGUAUUUGUCAUGUGGAUUGAAUGUGCAUGUCCAAUGUUGGCUUUUGGGCUCCCAUAUUUAAACUUUCCAUUUGAUGUUCUAGACAAGGCAAGUAUUUCUGCCUCUCUUGUAGGACUGUCGAACUCUAAACCAAGUGAAAUUUCAGUUUCUUCUUCAGAGGCCUGUUUAGGUUUCUAUAUCUGUGAUAUUCUUGUUUACGAUUUGUUUUAGUUCAUAUUUUUGUUUCUUAUCAUAUUUAAUAUAUCAGUAUUCUCUUUUCUCCUUUUUGCCCUCAUUUGGUUUUCAGAUUCUGUUACUUUUUUUUUUUUUUUUUUCCCUUGACAGAAAAGAUUGAAUUUGUUUUAUCUACACACUGUCAUGGUCUAGAAUAUGAUAUGGACAAGGGUUAAAUUGUUUUAGAAAAUUAAUUUUAAGAAAAUUCAAGUAAGCAGCGAGAAGAAUGUUAUGGGUUUGGGCGGAAAUCAGUGUCUAGUUUCUAGGUGUGCACACUUUGACGCAAUAUUACCAGUCAACUAGGCUGUAUGAAACAUUCUGGAAUUGACAGAGAAAGUCAAUUUUACUCUAAACGAGAGUUUCAUUUGAGUUUCUGUAGAAAAUGAAAUAAAUAGGAUAGGGAUAUUGAUUGUUUUAGCAAGGAGUGGAUUUACAUGGUAAAUAUUUUCUAUGUGAAUUUCAUAAUGUGUUAUACAUGUUCUGUACAUGUUCGCAAGAACUAAAUUCAUACCAUAUAAAGAGGUUUCGAAGAAUUCUAUGGUGUCGGUGAUGAAGCUAUACUUUACAUGAAAGAUUACAAACUGACCUUUGACAUUUUGAUUGUGUCCUUGAAGCUGUUGCUAUGGCAACUUGGACUGGAUUAGAAACAAGACUUGAGAAAAUAGUGACAAAAAGAGAGAGGAAUAUAAGAAGAAAUUACUUCAAACACGGAUCAACUUUAUUUCAGUAAUGUUCGUAUACUAAAAUGCUCAUUAUUUUUCCACUGUGAUCCUUCACACGGUGGGAUUAUUUUCUCAUUGAAAUGAGGAGUGACGUGUAUGGAAUAUCCUGUAUAUUGAAAAUGAACCAGUGUCAUUUAUCUUUGAAAUGGUUUCUUCUUCGAUAAAACAACAAGUAUUAAGAUGAGUUUACUUGGCAACAAAGUAAAAGGAUUCCAGCAUGCAGUGGUGGGCAUGCUCGAUUUCUAAUAAAAAUCCCUGUAACCAAAAGGGAAAGGGACACAUAAUGGGACAUUUCAAAAAGGAGUGAGGAUUUUUUUUUUGCAAAUUAAUGUUUAAAAUCUCCUAGUCCCAAUUGUACAUUAACUAUUUUAAUUUUUUCUUCGUUUUGUAUUAGAUAUGUAUGAUAAUUUGUUAAUGUGCGGCUAUUUGAUUGACAUCAAAUAGCUAAGAUUUUGUAGUUACCACAGAUGUUAAAUAUGCUUACGUAUUAAUGACUGAAAUUGACAUGUUAAGAAGUCAGUAAUUUGGGGGAAUUUUUCUAUUGUAUGAUUAUUUCCUUAAAUGAGUUGGGGGGUUUAGGAUUUACAAAUUCCUUGAAAUACAAACUCUGAAUUACUGGCUUCGUCUUUGUAUUACUCUAUUUAUCAUUAAGUCUUGUGUGUUUUAUAAGAUGGUAGCAUGAAGCUUGCUUUGAAAUUAAGGAGAAACUGUUCUUCCGAGAACACAAAAAUAAUUAAAACAUGUUGUGAAAUAUUGAUGAAAUCUCCUCACUACAAAAUGAUAUGUUGUAAUUUUGAGUAUUAGCUUUUCACGGUUCUUUUUUUUAAAAGGCAUUUUGGAAUAUAUGACCCAAUCAACAUUGGUCAGUCAACUAAGAGGAAAAUCUGUGCAAUGUAUUCCAUAUUUUGGUUUUGGUCCUCUAUAUGCAUUUAAUAUAAAUACUACGUUUUCUGCCACUUUUUUUCACCUUUCUUGUGAUGAUUUUGUUAGGGGUCCAUGAGGAGGGUUGAUAGAACAAUAUUAUCUUGUACAGGAAAAUUGGUAUAUUGGGACACAUAUUUUGUCGUAAAUGUGGAACACUCUAUGUGAUUAUAAUUGUACAGAAUUGUUCAGGAUCUACCAACAAAUCAUGGCAUCACAUUUUGUUUUCACACCUGUUUUAAAUUGUUCAACAAAUUGUAAAUGAGUUCUUUAUUUUGAUAACAAUGUACAGUGGACGUUUGUUUUAUGAAGCAUGACUUUUUAGAGACACAUUUGGACAAUGGAGAUAAGUAUUUUAGUGGCUUUUUUGAGAGGAAGUAUAUGUCAAUACUUCCUGUACUAAAUAAUUUUCUUUUUUUAAUUUGUAGUUUAUUUGCCCCAUCUGUUAUGAUUUUUGGUAUCAUAAAGAAAUUAUUCACUAUUUGGAAUGGUAUAUUUGCAUGUAAGCACUUAAUAAGUAGUAAUAACUUCCAUCAAGCAAAAGUUGUGUGCAGUGUGAUAAUUUGAAAUAGAAAGAAAAGAAAAAACCCAGUCUUCUAGAAAGACUGGAUAUUCACACACUGGUCCUCUUUUGCUGGUGGCCAUAUUCUCUGUAUACAUUGUGUAAUUUUGCUAAGUUUGACCAAUUCUCUUAUAUAACCUAAUGUGUACUACUCCUUGCUUAGAUAGAGAUACAUAUAAUAUUUUACUAUAUAGUUGAGAAUGACAGACUAUUUUGAGUUUUAUAGGAUUUAAGGCCUUCAUGGUAUCAAGUCAGUGAAUUGGAAGUUAAUUCAGAGUAAGUUUGAGGGAGAAAUCAGCUCAUUUUUGACUCUUUGUAAAAGUUAAUUGUUAGGAUCAAACUUUAAUACAACCAUAAGAUGGAAUGGCCUAAGAAGGUUGAGGUAAGCCCAGAGGUAUUGACAUUUUGAAUGGACUGUCAGGUGUUUUGAAUAAAUGUUGUUUUUGUGGAUUAAA
Ostrea edulis (European flat oyster) is the source of this 7467-nucleotide messenger RNA. RefSeq names its product constitutive coactivator of PPAR-gamma-like protein 1 homolog. Gene Ontology annotation, cellular component: nucleus. Bases 178 to 3249 code for a protein of 1023 amino acids. The record is from RefSeq and is a predicted model, not a curated record. NCBI's taxonomy places the organism in Eukaryota, Metazoa, Mollusca, Bivalvia, Ostreida, Ostreidae. The transcript is spliced from 17 exons.